AUGAAUAAUACAUCUUUAUCAUUUUUACAAAAACUAUCGUAAUUUAUCUAAAGUAUAGGGGAAGAGAAAUCCUUAGUGGAUAUUUAGAAGCUCUAAAAUAUAAUAGACUUAAAAAUACAGUAAACGAGUAUUAGCUUGAAUGAUAUAAUUCAUUUUUAUGAAUAUUGUGAAUCACAGUAAUCAAUUUUUAUAAAUAGUUAAGGGAAUUUUUGAAAAUGCAUAGUUCAAGAAUUUGGACAGAUGAAGAAUGGAAGGUCUUAAUAUGGGUUAUCUAAUAAUAUUGCCUUAUUUAUUAGAAAAAUAGCGAAGAUUUUGUAUAAUAAUAAUUUUACAAUAGAAAGGAUAGGAUUGGGAGAAUAUUUCUAAUAUCAUAGCGUUUAAGGAUAAAUUAAAUUGUUAAUUUAAAUGGUAUUCUCAUUUACGCAUAAUGCCUACAAAUAAAAAUUGGUCAUCUGAGGAGGAAUAAUUAUUGUAUAAUAUAAUUACUAAAGAACAAAAUAUUAAAUGGUUUGAAGUUCAAUAUGAGAUGUUUAUUUAGUCAUCAGGACUUUAUUUUAGAAAAGCAAAAUAAUACAGAGAAAGAUGGAACAAUUAUUUAAAUCCUUAAGUAAAUAAGUAAAGAUUUGUGAUUAUCUUAGAGGAAUUUGGACAGAACUUGAUGAUUACAAUUUAUUAUAACAUGUUCUUGUAGAAGGCCAAAAUGGUCUAAUAUUUCAAAGAAAUUAAAGAAUCGAACAGAGAAUCAGGUUAAAAAUCGCUUUAAAAGUUUAAUAAAUAAGGAAAGAAAAAUUACAUAAAUACUUUAGGAAGUCAUUUAAGAAAUACCUGAAGAUGCUUCUAAACAAGGAUUAGAUAAAUAAUCAUGGUUUCUUAUUCAAAUAAUUCUCAAAAGAUUAAAACCAGUUGAAUAAACUAAUUUAAAUCAGUAAGAUAAUAAUAUUUACAGUUAAGAGUAAACUCACUAAUAACUAAAUUAAUAUUUACUUCUAUAGAAUCCUUAAUAAUAUUAUUUAAAUUAAUUUUUGUAGGUUCCUCGAAUUUCGUAAUAGCAACCAAUAUCUAAUAUUUAAUUAAUACAAUAAUUAUCCACUUUUCAACACAUCCCUUCAUAAAUAAAUAUACAAUAAUAAUUAUUGAAUUGUCAAUCUUAAUCAUAUCCUCAAUCAUAAUAAGGCAUAAGCACAUAAAUACCACAACAUCAAAAAAUUGUUUCGUAAUAAAUUAUGUAAUAAAAAUUUAUUUAACAUCAAUAAUAAUAUUAAUCAACGAUCCAUGACUUCUAUCAAGACUAAUAAUUUCUUUUAUAGUAAUAGUAAUAAUAAUCAUAAUAAUACAAGUGUAAUUUGUUUUCAUAUUAGCAAAACACAUCUACUAAUUCAAUAGGAACUUUAAGUUCUUAAAAAUCAGAUAAAUUAGUAUCUGAUUAAAUUAAAGAAGAAGAAAAUAGCGGUUCAUCAUCGAAUAAAGAACCUAAAGUCUAAAAAAUGGUUUGUAUUUCGGUUUCACCAUCAAUUAAUGGUUCAACGAGUUCAGUAAAUUCUAUAGAUGCAAUAAAAAAAAAGUUCAAAAAUAUGAGUUUGGAUUCAGAAUAGAAUAGUCCUGAUCUUAUUUCAAAAAGAAAACAUUAAAGAUCUUAAUCUGGGGCUUAUGAUCUUAAUAAUUAAGGAAAAGUUAAGACAAAGAGAUCAAGAUUUUAUUAUGCUUCUUAUGAUAGUUGA
Molecule: messenger RNA, 1718 nt
Organism: Paramecium sonneborni
Lineage: Eukaryota; Ciliophora; Oligohymenophorea; Peniculida; Parameciidae
Source: the annotation of a GenBank genome assembly